This is a messenger RNA of Aureobasidium uvarum, 1486 nucleotides long. The record is from the annotation of a GenBank genome assembly. NCBI's taxonomy places the organism in Eukaryota, Fungi, Ascomycota, Dothideomycetes, Dothideales, Saccotheciaceae.
GAUGACACGCUCAACAUCGCCGUCGUCGUCGUCGUCGAACACUUUGCCAAAGGAAAAGUCCAGUGACGACAUCGCGUCAUCCCCACAACAACAACCACCACGAGAUGAGGAAGCCGCUGAAGUCGCCAAAGAAGAGGAACAAGGCGAUCCGUUUCUUGUAGGAUGGGAUUCAGGCGAGACGAACUACCCAAUGAACUGGUCGUCUGGGUACAAGGCCUUCAUCACUUUCAUCCUCGGAAUGCUCGCAUUGGCCGCCAGUCUUGGUUCAUCCAUCAUCUCACCCGCUGAAAUGCAAAUCGCCGAAUACACUGGCAUUUCUGGAGAAGUUGCAGUGUUGGUCAUCUCUCUAUACAUCGUCGGCUUCGCCGUGGGCCCUCUCAUCUGGGCUCCUGCGUCAGAAGUCUGGGGACGUAAAGUCAGUAUGUUGCCAGCAAUGGUCGGCCUUGGUCUCUUCAGUAUAGGCACUGCUGUUGGCAAGAACGCCCAAACCAUCAUGGUCUGUCGUUUCUUCUCAGGCGUAUUUGGCUCUGCCCCCGUCUCAAACGUCAGCGCCGCUCUCGGCGACAUGUACUCCGCCAAACCACGCGGUACGGCUAUGACCUUUUACGUCAAUGUCGGCUUCAGAUGGCCUUCGUAUAUUCUCGCCAUCUGGGUCUUUACCGUCUGCGUAUUCGCCUUCUUCUGCCUACCAGAGACGUAUUCUCCCGUUCUUCUCAAGAAGAAAGCACAGCGUCUACGGAAUGAGACUGGCGAUUCACGAUGGCACCACCCUCAUGAGGAUGUCAAGCUGGAUGUCAAAUCAGUCGUUACAAAGCACCUCGCAAGGCCCAUCAUCAUGCUCACAACAGAACCGAUGGUCACCUGUAUCGCCUUCUACGCUUCGUUCGUGUAUGGAAUCCUCUACAUGACCCUGGAGGUCUUUCCCAUCGUGUUCGAGCAGAACAGAGGUUGGCCUCUUAUCACAAGCACCUUACCGUUCUUGGCACUUUUCGUGGGAGUACUUUUUGCUGUCCUGGUCAAUUUGGCCAACCAGCCGCGAUACGCCCGUGCUGUUGAUGCCAACAAAGGAAGACCUGUGCCGGAAGCAAGACUACUGCCGAUGGCCUUGGGUGGCGUUCUCUUCACCAUAGGCCUGUUCUGGUUCGGUUGGACCGCUGAUCCAUCUAUUCCAUGGCCUUCUUGCGUCGUUGCGGCAGCAUUCAUCGGAGCAGGCUUCAACAUCAUCUUCCAACAAUGUAUUAACUUCCUCGUCGACACAUAUUCGCUUUACGCGGCCUCGGCAGUCUCGGCCAACACAUUCUUGCGCAGCUUAAUCGCAGGAGGCCUUCCACUCGCUGCCAGGCCGAUGUUCAACAAUCUGGGCGUUGGACCUGCGAUGAGCAUUCUCGGCGGAAUUGCUGCGUUAGCACUGCCCGUGCCAUUUAUCUUCAUGAAAUAUGGACUCAAGCUCAGGAAGUUGUCAAAAUUCGCUCCUGUACACGAAGAC